ACCUUUUAACUGACAAUUCUAAUGAAACUUACGCGCCACCGCCACUCUACAAUGAUAACUAUGAUCUUUCUAUGAAAGUUAUGCUUACAUAUCAGGAAUUGAAAAAUUCUAAACGAAAUAGAAUCAAUAGCCUGAUAUAUGCCUAUUAUCUUGGUGAACUCCUUUCUACCACCAGUACCCCAUUAAACACUGAAAUCACCAACCAUUAUCAUUGGGCAUCUAUACGAUUGUAUUAUCUAUUUGGAAAACUUGGA
Molecule: messenger RNA, 254 nt
Organism: Racocetra persica
Lineage: Eukaryota; Fungi; Glomeromycota; Glomeromycetes; Diversisporales; Gigasporaceae
Source: the annotation of a GenBank genome assembly